Messenger RNA from Glycine soja, 703 nucleotides. RefSeq names its product V-type proton ATPase subunit e1-like. Gene Ontology annotation, molecular function: proton-transporting ATPase activity, rotational mechanism. The record is from RefSeq and is a predicted model, not a curated record. Gene Ontology annotation, biological process: proton transmembrane transport. NCBI's taxonomy places the organism in Eukaryota, Viridiplantae, Streptophyta, Magnoliopsida, Fabales, Fabaceae. Gene Ontology annotation, cellular component: proton-transporting V-type ATPase, V0 domain. The coding region runs from base 188 to 400 and encodes 70 amino acids. The transcript has 4 exons.
ACUCGACUAUAGUAGCCGUAUUGGGGCUAUGUGGGCCCAAGCCCAGUUUAUUCUGAAGCAGAAAAUCGACGACGCGUCUCACACUAUAUGCGCAAGGUGAUCGAUUCAGAGCACCCUGAGAUCUCUGCUUCAGAGUUCAGAGGAAUUCGUUUUCUCUGAUCGGGAUCUGGAAGGGAAGCGAAUCGACAUGGGUUUCUUGGUGACGACGCUGAUCUUCGUAGUGAUCGGAAUCAUCGCGUGCCUCUGCACCAGAAUUUGCUGCAACAGAGGACCUUCUGCCAAUCUAUUUCACCUUACUUUGGUAAUUACUGCAACAAUUUGCUGCUGGAUGAUGUGGGCGAUUGUAUAUCUGGCACAGAUGAAACCACUCAUUGUGCCUAUACUGAACGAGGGUGAAUAAGUCUCUGAACAGAUGUAACUCCUUGUAAGUUAGAGAAUAUGGAUCGCAGAUUGGCUGCUGGAUAGAAUUUAAUUUUGGCUAUCAUGAGUUUUUCAGUAUUUUUUCAGGGUGGAACUGUAUGUAUUUCUUGUUGGAUAAUGGCAUUCCAGUUGGCAUUUCUAUUGCUACGUGGCAUUUGCCGUGUUACGGAUGUUGUAUUUAGCACUCAUUCAUUUCUCAUGUCCGAGGAUAAUGGUAUCAAAUAUGUAUUUUGGUGAAAAAUAAGUUGAUGAAAGAGAAGUACGUUUUGUCUAAGAUUCAAAA